UAACUCCUACGAAACGAUGGUCCCAUUGCACCCUGUCCCAGGCUCACCUUUAGAACCUCUUCGAUCAGGUAUUAAGUCGUGCAGUCUGGAAGUUAAGGUGUUUGUGUCAGAACCCUUGCUGAGUGCAUCCCAGAUCUCAGGCGGCAACCUGCUGACGGUCACCCUGGAGGCAGCCUAUGCCGUGCCCGAGGCCUUCCUCCCCACGGGGCCCCUGCAGAACUACAUGGUCGGCCUGCAGGUGCCCUCAGCCGGAGAGAAAGAUUAUCCCAUCUUGUUCAAGAAUGGAACACUGAAGCUAGGAGGGGAAAAAGAGCCUGUUCCCCGCCCCAAAAAAUGGCCCAUUGCCAACAUUCUGGCCCCGGGAGCCAACUUCAUCCCCGAUGCCUUCAUCGUCGGCGGAGCCUAUGAAGGAGAGGAAGGAGAGCUCAACCACCCUGAGGACCGGGAAUUCAGGAACCAAGCAGAAUGUGUGAAGAAAAGGAUCGUCUGGGACCUGGAGAGUCGCUGCUACCUGGAUCCUUCUGCUGUGGUCAGUUUUCAGAAGCGAAUUGCUGAUUGUCGACUGUGGCCAGUAGAAAUCACAAGAAUUCCUCUGGUGGCAGUCCCCAAAGCGAAAGCAGCCAAAUUUGAAAAGUCUGAAGAAGACAGUCAACUUUCAUACCAUGGAGUAGCUUAUGUUAAUAUGGUUCCGCUGCUGUAUCCGGGCGUAAAGAGAAUUCGGGGUGCUUUUCGUGUUUACCCUUACCUAGACAGUACGGUCUAUGAGAAGACCAAGUGCAUCUCCAGCUUGUUUCGGGACACAGCCCAUUUGAUUCAGAACAAUAAAGCAGGAGGCGUUAAUUCUCCUGUGGUUAAACCACUUGUUGCAAAGAUUCCAAAAGAAGAGAAGACCACCAAGGAAAAGGAAGAAGGACGGCUGCGACCUGGUGAUGCGGCUCCUAGUAUAAAAUCUCAGAGCUCGGACACUCCUUUGGAAGUUGAACCCUCACUUUCUCACAAUCCGGAAGGACAGCAAUAUGUAGAAGCAGGAACAUACAUGGUGUUGGAGUUUCAGCUGGACAAAGCCUUGGUUCCAAAGCGAAUGCCAGAGGAGCUGGCCAGAAGGGUCAGGGAAAUGAUUCCUCCAAGGCCACCUCUUACCCGUCGAGCUGGGGGAGCGCAGAAGGCAAUCAAUGACUAUCACGCACAGAUCCAGAGCAUCUCGAGGGCUAUCCUGGAGGAGUACCAUGCUAUGUUCGGCAAAGAGGCGGCCAAGCAGGGCAACAACAUUGACCCCGUAGUCCUGGAGGAGCAGAAGUGCCAGCUCAAUUAUGAGCUUAACUUUUCCGGAAAGUAUUUCGCUUUCAAAGAACAACUCAAGCACGCGGUGGUGAAGGUGGUGAGGGAGAAAUACCUGAGGACCACAGCCUUUGAGAGCCAGGAGGAGCUGCAGACGUUCAUCAGCGAGCUCUACGUGUUCCUGGUGGACCAGAUGCACUUGGCCUUGAACCAGACCAUGCCAGACGAUAUCCAAGGCACUGUUCCAACUAUACAUACAAGCAUUGAUCAGCUUCGACUCUUUGCAUUUGAAGCACAAGUCAACGAGAACUAUGAAGUGGCCAGAAUGUACCAUGAAGAGCGGUUGGUUCGGGAACCCCAGACCUUGGAACACUGGCUGGACUAUGGUGCUUUCUGCCUCCUCAUUGAGGACACCAUCAAAGCCCAGGAAUGUUUCCGUAAAGCUCUUUCUCUCAACCAGAACCAUAUCCAAAGCCUGUUGCUCUGUGGUAUCUUAGCCGUCAUGUUGGAGAACUUCGAGCAGGCGGAAAUUUUCUUUGAGGAUGCUACUUGCAGAGAACCAACUAACGUCGUAGCUUGGACUUUACUUGGUUUGUUCUAUGAAAUUCAGCACAAUGAUAUUCGCAUGGAGAUGGCAUUUCAUGAGGCAUCCAAGCAGCUCCAGUCUCGGCAACAUCAGGGUCGAGUAAUGAAGCAGAGCACAGUCACAGUCGACUACGAGGAUGGAGGAAAUGAGUCCAGCAGUGGGCCCUGGGGAGUUGGCAGCACCUCCUCCGCAGCAGCGCUCAGGGUGGAAGGCACAGCAGGACCUCCAGCUCAAAUACCGAAUGUGGAUGAAUUUAUUGAAGACACUUCCAAAUUGCAGUAUGAUUCAAUGCAAGAACCCGCUUUACCUGUUCAAUCUCAGGAUCCAACACUUGUUCAAAAAUCAUCUAACAAUGUCAAAGAGGUGGUAGGAAAAAGAGAAGCACCAAAAUACCAAGAUUCAUCCAUUCUACUGCACACCACCCCUUAUGGCAUCUCCCAAACCACCACCAUCUUCAUGGAGACUAUCCGCUUCCUGAUGAAGGUCAAUGCUGUGCAGUUUGUACACAGGGUACUUGCGCACGAGCUGCUGUGCCCGCAAGGAGGACCCAGCUCAGAGUAUUACUUGGUGCUGGCCCAAACACAUCUUCUGAGAAAGGACUUCGCCCAAGCUGAAGAGUGCUUGCAGCAAGCAGCCCAGUUGGACUAUCUGAACCCAAACGUCUGGGGCAUCAAGGGCCACCUCUACUUUCUAAGGGGGAACCAGGCCGAGGCCAAGGCAUGCUAUGAACGAACCAUUAGUUUUGUGGUGGAUGCCUCUGACAUGCACUUCAUUUUUCUGCGGCUGGGCCACAUCUAUCUGGAGGAGAAGGAGUUUGAAAAGGCCAAGAGGACUUACAUGCAGGCCUGCAAGCGCUCGCCUUCCUGCCUGACCUGGCUGGGGCUAGGCAUCGCCUGUUAUCGGCUGGAAGAGCUCACAGAGGCAGAGGACGCACUGUCUGAAGCCAAUGCACUGAACAACUACAACGCUGAAGUAUGGGCCUACUUGGCGCUGGUCUGCCUGAAGGCUAACCGGCAGCUGGAGGCUGAGCAAGCCUACAAGUACACCUUAAAGUUAAAUCUGAAGGAUGAGGCUCUGCUUGCAGAGAUCCACAUGGUACAGGAAGCUGUUGGCUUUGGAAAUCCUUCUUUCUGACUGUCUUUCAGCUGAAGAAUUUACUGUCUGGGAUUUUGGGAUCCUUUCAUUUCCCCGGAAAACUAAACCCUGAAAGUGACAUCAUAUUGAGACUAGGAAAUGGGACACACUAGCCAAGAGGAGAUAAAAUGAGAACUUCCCAAACCACAGUAUUUGUAUACACUCC
This is a messenger RNA of Suncus etruscus (white-toothed pygmy shrew), 3164 nucleotides long. It is a transcript of the gene CFAP70, whose product is annotated as cilia and flagella associated protein 70. Bases 17 to 2998 code for a protein of 993 amino acids. Gene Ontology annotation, molecular function: protein binding. NCBI's taxonomy places the organism in Eukaryota, Metazoa, Chordata, Mammalia, Eulipotyphla, Soricidae. Gene Ontology annotation, biological process: cilium assembly; cilium movement. The record is from RefSeq and is a predicted model, not a curated record. Gene Ontology annotation, cellular component: extracellular exosome; motile cilium. The transcript has 24 exons.